AUGGACAGGGCUGCCGAAUCCCCCCUAUGGAGCAGCAGGCUUUGGCCAGCCCAGCACAGCUGCAAGAGGAAGAGCCCGGGGAAACUCUUUGGCUGCCUCCUCGCUUUUUGCCUGCUGGCUGUGUUCCUGUUGGCUUUGCUGGUCUUUUAUCUGUUCUCCAGACACCUCAGGGAGCUGCAAGCCUGCAAGGAGGAGGAAAGAGCUGUCAGGAUGCCUGAAUUCCAGAAACAAACUGCUACAGAAUUGAAGCCAAGGGCCCACUUGACAGUGUUGAACCCACAUACAAUGAAAUGUGUGCAAGGAGAGUUCCCAACCCUUCAGUGGAAAUAUGACCCAAUGUUGCAGUCUAAUCCUAAAGACAAGAUAAAGUAUGAAAAUGGAUUCUUGGUGAUCUCAGAGCCUGGGGAUUACUUCGUCUACGCUCAGGUCACUUUCCGAGAUCAAUAUUCCCAGAAGGAUAACUGCGGCAAUUCAUCUAAGGAGGUUACCCACGUAACACAGGUCAUCUCGAAACUCUCAAAUGGUUACCCUGUCCCAAUUGAGCUACAGAGAAGCAGCCGUUCCAUUGGUGGGACACAGAACUGGAUUCAUCCCAUUUAUCUGGGGGGAAUCGCGAGUCUGCAAGAAAAUGACAAACUGCUUGUUAACGUCAGCAAUGCUAAAUUGGUGUAUAGUAAACCUGGGAUGAACUUUUUUGGUGCUUUUUUAAUCUAG
This is a messenger RNA of Heteronotia binoei (common prickly gecko), 714 nucleotides long. RefSeq names its product TNF superfamily member 15 (gene TNFSF15). Gene Ontology annotation, cellular component: membrane. NCBI's taxonomy places the organism in Eukaryota, Metazoa, Chordata, Lepidosauria, Squamata, Gekkonidae. Bases 1 to 714 code for a protein of 237 amino acids. The record is from RefSeq and is a predicted model, not a curated record. The transcript has 4 exons. Gene Ontology annotation, biological process: immune response. Gene Ontology annotation, molecular function: tumor necrosis factor receptor binding.